AUGAAGGAGUUCGAUGGCUGCACCGAGCGUGAGUGCCUUGUGCGUGCACGGCAGAAUUUCCAUUGUGCUACGGAUGUCGGAUCUACAGGUUUGCUGCAGGUUGAGAGCUUGUUCGGGGGAUUCAAUGCAGACCCCACAAUCGCUUCUUCGAGCGCCGCUAUGGUCCAAUAUAUGUCCACAUCGACAUGGCUUGAGGUGUUUCUGACAAAGGUUCUCGGCCUCGGCAAGAAGCGCGUUCCCACAAAAGAAGUGGUUAAACGAGGAGAAGAAGAAGAGAGAGAGGGGGAGAUAGAGAGGGAGAGGGAGAAACCGAGAGUUGCUGUGAAGGUAUGCCUACCGCGCUCGGGACAAGUUGCGGCGCUCCCUGUCUGA
Symbiodinium natans is the source of this 372-nucleotide messenger RNA. NCBI's taxonomy places the organism in Eukaryota, Dinophyceae, Suessiales, Symbiodiniaceae. The record is from the annotation of a GenBank genome assembly.